This is a messenger RNA of Glarea lozoyensis ATCC 20868, 765 nucleotides long. RefSeq lists its product as uncharacterized. The record is from RefSeq and is a predicted model, not a curated record. NCBI's taxonomy places the organism in Eukaryota, Fungi, Ascomycota, Leotiomycetes, Helotiales, Helotiaceae. The coding region runs from base 1 to 765 and encodes 254 amino acids. The transcript has a single exon.
AUGUCUUCCUUCCUCGACAACAAAUCCACCAGCACCCAUCUCCCCGCACCAUUCACCACAACCACCUCACCUCGCCGCUCACGCACCUCCAAAGCCCUCCGCAGAACCCUCACCCUCCUCCUCCUCGCCCUCAUCUUCUACCUCUACAAAGACCGUCUCCCCUUCUACCCACAACCCCACAGCGCACCUAUACAUUAUGACGCCUCCGAUGACGCCUCCGAAUGGGAGAACGAUCCCAUCCCGGCCUUCGAGCCCCUCAAGCGCUACAGCCUCGACUACGGCAGAGCCGCUUGUUGGCAAGAUGAUGGGGUCUGGAUCUUACGUCUCUCGCCUGUGGAGAUGUCGGCGCUUGGUCUUAAUCGCUUUGCGGAUACAAAUCGCACGCUUGACCUGGUGGACGAAGAUGCAUUUUGCAAGCGUCUGCGCAUGUUUGGCGCAAGUUUCUGGGAACUGCCGCCGCGCUGGCCAGAGGGUCGGCCCUGGUGUUACGCGAUUACCGAUUGCGUGGAGCCGACGAGGAAGGUGAGUGUUAAGGUAGGGUAUCCGGAGAGCGGCGGUGUCUGGUGGCUUGAUACGACGCAUACGAAGUUGUUGUCGGAUGCGUUGUUCCCGAAAAGUAGAGGGCUGAGUAAGGCUUUGACGAUGGGUGAACGGUGUGAGGUUAUUGAGAGUCUAGGUGGGAGGUUUUGUGAGGAUGUUGAGGAGUGUCCUGAGUUGGAUGUUUUGAUGGGAGGGGUUCUCAAGGUUUAUGAUGAUGAUUGGUAA